Messenger RNA from Haliotis rufescens (red abalone), 4691 nucleotides. RefSeq lists its product as uncharacterized. The transcript has 7 exons. Lineage: Eukaryota; Metazoa; Mollusca; Gastropoda; Lepetellida; Haliotidae. Gene Ontology annotation, molecular function: zinc ion binding; ubiquitin-protein transferase activity. Gene Ontology annotation, cellular component: nucleoplasm; chromatin. The coding region runs from base 66 to 2066 and encodes 666 amino acids. The record is from RefSeq and is a predicted model, not a curated record. Gene Ontology annotation, biological process: positive regulation of DNA-templated transcription.
CCCACACUCCAGAGUGUGCAGCAACGCACAUCUAUUACUGAUGAUCAUCAGAGAUUUACUGAAGAAUGGACACCUUCCCGAAGUGUUCUGUCUGUCAGCAGCAGUUUACCCUGAAAAGUCCAGUCCCCUACUUACUGCCCUGUCUACACGCUGUGUGUGAGACGUGUGUGACAUCUGCAGCUGGUGGUGUGAUAUCAUGCUCUACAUGCCAGAGGAAGGUCUACCUCACAGACACAAGCCUCCAGAAGGAUGCAGUCAGACAGAAGGAAAUAUUCCACCUGACAGUCAAACAUCACCCCACAGAGCUUCUCUGUACAAAUGAAGAUGACGGGAACCAGGCUGUGUGUUGGUGUCAGGAGUGUGAAGAGUUCCUCUGUGAAUACUGCCAGAACAUGCACAGCAGAAUCAAACUUACCAGGAACCAUGUACUUCAAAACUUCUGUGACAUGGAACCGACUGUCUCGAAGAUUCCAACAUUUUGCGGUAUCCAUAAAUACCACCCCCUUUAUCUGUUUGAUAAAAGCUGCAAGAAGUUAAUCUGUGCGAAAUGUAGGUUUGAUGUCCACGCAGACCAUGAAGUUGUGGAGCUGGAUGUGGCUGCUGAUACUGUAGCAAAAAAGCUGGAUCAACAUAGGAAUGAGCUAUCAACGUUACAGGCUCGCCAGCAAUCACACAUGCAGAGCAUCAGACAGGGAACCGAAUCCACCGACAGGACACACAACACUUUGAAAGAAACUAUUGGCCACACAUUCCAAUCUCUGAGAUCACAACUGGACAAAAGAGAGAAGGAACUUCUGAUCGAUCUUGAAAGUCAGACGAAGGAGACCAAGGCAACUCUACAUGCUCAACUCACCACAUCUGAAGAAGAAUGGAAGACAUGCACUGGGGUUUUAGACUACAUCGCCAUAGUCCUCCUCUAUGCCUCUAAGUCAGACCUCGUGGAACUGGAGAGUUAUGUAGGGUACAUAACGCGGACCUACCUAGAAACCGCAGCGCCUCAAACACAUGUCGUACCUACAGCUGUCUUCAACACCAACAGCUUGUCAACACUGAAAUCAAACAUAUCAGUGUUUGGUGCCAUUUUGCCUAGGGCAGUGGAUGAGGAAUCUGUAAAAGACAAGGAUACUCAGACUGAUGAUGAUUUAAUGGCAGACUUGGAAAUGAAACACAAAAUGGACCUAACACAGCUGAAGACGAAAAUUGGUUCAGACGAAAAACAUAUUGAAAGCCUCAAAACACUUACAGACAAGCUCAAUGCUGAAAUGGAAAGCUUGAAAUCGCGCAUUAAGGAGAAGGAAACCACAGAGAAGAUCGCCUCAAAAACCAUGGAUGUCUUACUUGGUGUGGCCAGAGAAUGCGGUGUUCAUCUGCUGAAGUCAGACGUUGCAGACAGAUCUAUGGUGCUGAAGUGUAUACAUCUGAAGUAUGACAAAGACAGAGUCAAUCUCGACAAAGUCCACAUCAACACAGAAGGAGACCUCGUCAACAGGAAGUUGGACACCAGACCUGCAGGGAAGGGCAGACUGAAGGAGUACCAUGGCACAUGUAGCACUGCCCCCCUCCCCCAGGCUGGCUGUCCCCAGUACUGGGAGAUGGUGAGUAGGGUCAGUCUGGACAAACCACUUCCAGGGAACCGCCUCAACCUGGAGGUAGGGGUAUGCAGGGAAGAGCAGAGUGACGUGUGUCAUUGUAUCAAUGGACAACCCAGCUCCUGCUGCAUGCAGGUCGCCCACUGUACUACACACGGCGGGAUAUGCAUUAAGACAUGGAAGGAAGGGAGGUAUGUGCAACAUCUGCCCGAAACUCUCCCCAACACAGCGGGGGCAUCACACACACUACAUUACGGUGUUGUCUAUGAUGACGCCAGGAAGAAGAUUGUCUUCAUUGAUGUGAAGGAGAACAAAGUGAUGUCGACGUUAGACAAUGUAGACUCCAGUCAGCCACUGUGGCCGAUGUUCGGGGUGUAUAACCCAGAUGACGUCACUGUCAGCAUGACACUUGUAUUGGGCAGCGACAUCAACAUGACAGAGGAGAAGAAAGCAAUGAUUGUCAAGGCGCUGUCGUGAUGGUGACAAUGAGUGUCAAGGUGCUGUCGGUAUGGUGAGAAUGAUUAUCAAAGCACUGUCGUAAUGAUUACAAUGAUAGUCAAAGCGUUGUCGUGAUGGUGUCAAUGAUUGUCAAGACGUUGUCGUGAUGGUGACAGUGAUUGUCAAGGUACUGUCGUAAUGGUGACAAUGAUUGUCAAGGCGUUGUCGUGAUGGUGACAAUGAGUGUCAAGGCGUUGUAGUGAUGGUGACAAUGAUUGUCAAGGGAUGUCGUGAUGGUGACAAAGUGUCAAGGCGUUGUAGUGAUGGUGACAAUGAUUGUCAAGGGAUGUCGUGAUGGUGACAAAGUGUCAAGACGCUGUCAUAAUGGUGACAAUGAUUGUCAAGGCGAUGUCGUGAUGGUAACAAUGAUUGUGAUAUGAACACACAGAUUUGAAGCAGAAACUCACUGCUCAGGAACAACUACAUGACUCGAAAAUGUCUUCUGUGUGAAAGAAGGCUUUCAUCUUCGUUUAUUUAAAUAUCAUUAUGUAAACAAUGAAGUGUGUACGCAACACAAAACCAGAAGUUUAAAUUAUGAUCUUCUAACAGCAAUCAAAUAUACGCCCCUGAACCUGUAAUAUUGAUGUGAUGUGCGUAAAUGUAUAUGACAUUUAGAUAUAUAGGAAAAACGGUUUUGUUUCGUUGUUUGUUUCUUUGUUAUUUAACGCCGAACUCAGCAAAAUUCCAAUUAUAUGAUGUUGGGCUGUAAUAAAUCAAGGCUGGACAAGAUAAUUCAGUGAUUGGCGUCAAGAGCAUCCAUGUACGCAAUUGGGAUACGAUGAUAUUCAUCAACCAAGUAAGCGAGCCUGACCACCCAAUCUCAUUAGUCUCCUCUUACAAGCAUAGUCGCCUCCCAUAACAAGCAUGUGUUGCUGAAGACCUAUUCCUACUUUGAUCUUCAUGGGUGGGGUAUAACUAUCAUGGUACAUGGUACGACACACAAUCAGGCAAGUCGCCGGAACUGACCAAUCGAUCCACGCAGUCGCCUCGUUGUCCAUGCUGACAGUGGAUGGGGAUGUCAGUGGGAUUUUGUGAGAGAUGUUUAUGCAACUGAAUAAUGUAAGCGAUAUAUUACGAGAAGCUAUUGUUUUAAAAAUAUUUACAUUAAAGUUGAUUUGGUUGUUUUGUGACAAUAAAUAUUAUGUGGCAAUCAACAGUGACAAUUCGUGUUCAUUUGGACUGUUUCGCGAUGAUGAUUUUGCACGAUGGGGAAUACACAUGCAUUGUCAAUUUGUUUAAAGCGUGUAUACUUUCUUGUUUUACGUGAAAUAUGUUGUAUACAAGGAGUAUAUUUAGGACAAAAUAUAUACUUAAAGACGCCUCCUGCAUUUCUAUAAGACAUGUCACCUUAAUUAUGAGACAGAUGGCGACAUGUUUUCCUUCAAGAAGUUUCUUUUCGAGAAAAUUCAAGAACAUAUUUUACACCCGCCUCAGUGACUAUUGUAGAAUUAUUGCGUAUACGUUGUUGCAGGAUUUGGUGUACCUGCUGUUUUACACCACGAGCCGGAGUGGAGUGGUAUAUAAUCUAACGCGGAACGCAUAAAACCACAUGUAUCCCGAGUAAUACUUUUUGCCUUGAAGCAGGGUAAAAGGGAUUCAUUCUCCCUCUCAGAAAUGUAUUUCCCUGCCAGGCGGGAUACAUAGAAUGUUAUCAAGAACACGUGUACCAAUCCUAUCUCAUCAUUCUGACUUGGUGAGGUGAGGUGAAAUGGGGUUUAACGUCGCGGUCAUAAUUAUUGCACUUGCAGGGCGACGUGCAGGCAAGGUUAUAUAUGUGGCUGCUUGUUCUAAUCCCCUCUAAUGCCGACUGAUAUACAUGCAACAGCAAGAACCAUCUUUUAACGUCUUUUGGUAUUACGCGGCCGGGUAUUGAACCCCGACCUUCUGCUCUACGGGCGGAAGCUCCACCACUAGACCACGAAGGCGUUCUCAUUCUGACAUUGAGGUAUGGACCCGUGAAAAUCCGGGGUAGAAUAGAUCUUCAGUAGCCCAUGCUUGCCGUCAAAGGCGAUAAUGCCUGUCGUCAGACUAACGGGAUCGGGUGUCAGGCUCACUAACUCGGUUAAUGUAAAGGUGACGCUGUUCUUCAGGUCUUCCAUUAACUACCGGACUAAGGAGGGCAGAUGGAAAGACCUAGGGAUUCUGCAUAUGAUAAUGCCCUGAAAAAUAGCUUUACCGUUAUUAUAGCUAAAAUUAUCGAGAGAUGAUCAUUGGAAGCCAGUGGAUUUAUUGGAUGGACAUAAGGAUUUAGCAAUUAGGUGAUGUCGUAGGCGGGAUGUAGUAGCCUUGAUCCCUGUUCAUUGCUGGUUGGAUCCUUUUGAUGUAGACGGCUUCUAGGAGUUUUCUGAUUUGUAGUCUGACUGAUUGUUGGCCAGGAUCUUGAUGUUGUUUCACUGGAUGUACUGGUCGGGGUGGGUUUGGGUGUGGUCGGACAUGGCAGAUUUUGAGUCUUUUUAUUUGUACUGAGGUCUUGUGUUCUUUUAUUCAAAACCGGCCAUCUCCGACCACACCCAAACCCAUCCCGGGGUUAUCAUCUUCAUCAUCGCUAUAAUCAUCGUUGUCAUCAAUAUCAUUAUCAUCAUUAACAACAUCUUUUUUAGGUCA